Molecule: messenger RNA, 695 nt
Organism: Xenia sp. Carnegie-2017
Lineage: Eukaryota; Metazoa; Cnidaria; Anthozoa; Malacalcyonacea; Xeniidae
Product: snRNA-activating protein complex subunit 5-like
Exons: 4
Coding region: 76-408 (110 amino acids)
Biological process (GO): transcription by RNA polymerase II; transcription initiation at RNA polymerase III promoter
Cellular component (GO): nucleus
Source: RefSeq, a predicted model, not a curated record
AAUAUUUCCUUCUUCAUCCUCAAUACUCAUCAAUAGUCGACCAAAGUUCACGACUUUAAUGUAUUUUGUUAGAAAAUGACAAACAGUAGAACUUUAACGCAGAUGAGAGAGGAAUUAAAGCGAGAGGAAGCUCUGCUUAAAAACAUUAAGAAUAAACUAGUGGAUCAGUUGCAAAGAUUGAAGGUUGAGGAAUUAGCCUUAGUUAAGUAUCUUUCCACAGGAGAAUCAAGCAAUUUCAAACAAGUGUCAAGCUCCACUGGAUCAUAUUUUAAAAAUAACAACAGGAAUAUGAAUGAAACAGAACAAGACAUCAAUAUUAUACCCUUAGUUGAUUUAACAUCCAGCAAUACAUUAAUCUCAAAUCAACAAUCUGGAGUGGAUGAAGAGGAAGAAGAAGAUGAUGAUUAAGAAGAUUUGACAAUUAUCUCAUCGGCAAAAUGUGAAGGUCAUAAACAUGAAGGCAGUUACACAAGUAAAAAAACCAAAACAACUAAAUUUAUGCGGUCUUGAAAGUUAAAAUGAACAAAAAGCAAUGCCGUUUUUACUAUUUCUUCUAUGAAAGAUGUACAAGGUUAAUUUUAAGACUAUGUUAAAUUUCUACAAUAGAGGAAUGCUACAUCGCUUGAGGGAAUAUGAUUUAGGAUUGUGUUUCUGGUGAACCUAAAAUAUAAAAUAUAUGUUAGUAAAUGCAUGAA